Molecule: messenger RNA, 1032 nt
Organism: Apaloderma vittatum (bar-tailed trogon)
Lineage: Eukaryota; Metazoa; Chordata; Aves; Trogoniformes; Trogonidae
Gene: PLCXD1
Product: phosphatidylinositol-specific phospholipase C, X domain containing 1
Exons: 6
Coding region: 25-1032 (335 amino acids)
Biological process (GO): lipid metabolic process
Molecular function (GO): phosphoric diester hydrolase activity
Source: RefSeq, a predicted model, not a curated record
UAUGAAGUCCUAGAGCAGAUAGUAAUGGAAGACCCUGUGCAAACCUUCAUUCACGUGUGCCAUGAAAACAGUAAAUGGAUGUCACAAUUACCAGAGAAGCUCUGGGAUAUUCCCCUCUAUAACUUAGCUCUUCCAGGGAGUCAUGACACUAUGACCUACUGCUUAGAUAAACGCUCUGUUAGUGGCAAUGAAUCCAAGCUGUUGAAGUAUUUAAACAAAUGGCUGCCGUGCAUUGUGCGCCCCAUUAUCAUGAAGUGGUCUACAACACAGGUACUGACUGUGACAGAGCAACUUGAGGCUGGAGUUAGAUAUCUGGAUUUCCGGAUUGCCCACAAGGCUAAUGAUCCAUCUGUGAAUUUGUACUUUGUGCAUAUGGUUUACACAACUGUUACUGUACAGGAUACUCUGUGGCAAAUUUUAAGGUGGUUGGAAACUCAUCCUCUGGAAAUUGUUAUCUUAGCCUGCAGGAAUUUUGAUGGAUUAACCAAGAAACUUCAUCGUCUUCUUGUUGCCUAUAUAAAAGAGGUUUUCCGGUCUAAACUGUGUCCCAGAAAUGUGGUGCCAACACUGCGGACCAUGUGGCGGCGUGGCUACCAGGUCAUAGUCUCAUACGAGGAGAACGUGGAAGUGAAGAAGCACCAUGAGCUGUGGCCCGCAAUCCCAUACUGGUGGGGAAACAAAAUUGCCACUCGCGACCUCAUCAAGUAUUUAGAGCACAAGAAGAAGAUGGGCCGUCCAGGAAAAUUCUUCGUAGCAGGGAUUAACCUUACUGAAAAUUUAGGAUAUAUUCUUGGACACCCGUUUGGAUCAUUGAAGAAAGUAACGCUCCAGAGUCUUCCAUGCUUGAAAAUCUGGAUAAAGCAGCAGCAGCCAGGCUCUCAAAAAGAAUGUAUUAACAUCAUUGCUGGAGACUUCAUAGGAAAUGAUGAUUUUGUCAAAGAUGUGAUAGAACUUAAUGCAAAAAUUAAUCCUCCAUUACACUGUCAAAGCAAAGGGGCUGGAACAAGUAGCAUUUCAUUCUCAGCUUCUUAA